This is a messenger RNA of Dendroctonus ponderosae (mountain pine beetle), 2119 nucleotides long. RefSeq names its product protein Wnt-4. Gene Ontology annotation, molecular function: frizzled binding; cytokine activity. Gene Ontology annotation, biological process: neuron differentiation; cell fate commitment; canonical Wnt signaling pathway. The record is from RefSeq and is a predicted model, not a curated record. Gene Ontology annotation, cellular component: extracellular region. NCBI's taxonomy places the organism in Eukaryota, Metazoa, Arthropoda, Insecta, Coleoptera, Curculionidae. Bases 302 to 1222 code for a protein of 306 amino acids. The transcript is spliced from 8 exons.
ACUUUGAAAUCAGUUGUCAGUAAAGCAGUGUUUAUUGCAAUCGAAGUUUUAAAUUAACCGGUUUUUACACCUUCGUUUCGGAAAAAGUGUGCUAUUUGUUGGAAUUUCCUCUCGAAGGAUUAAAAGACUCGAAAAUGUGACUUUAAACUAGAAAAUCAGCGAUUGUAAAGGAGACAGAGAGAUUGAGAUGCGGUACAUUGGAAAACAAGAGCAUUCUACAGGGUGACCAAGGCAGUUAGGAUUUCCCGCAACCCUCUCUACAAUCUUAAACCUGACUCCAACAGCCCACAAAGAACGAUGCAUGAAGAUGGAUUUCUUCGUGGACAAGCAGAAAGAAUUAUGCGCCAAAUACGACAAAAUUUUACCGAUCAUUGGAAACGGCGCCAAACUGGCCAUCGAAGAGUGCCAGACGCAGUUCGCCUACACCCGAUGGAACUGCACAACUUUUGCCGAAAAAAACAACACUUUCGGCAAUGUGGCCACCAUAAAAAGUCGCGAAGCUGCUUACCUGAACGCGAUUUCGGCCGCUUCGAUGGCAUACGCAGUAACGCGGGCCUGCACCAAAGGCGAGCUCUCCGAAUGGUGCUCGUGCGACAACAAAAUAAGACAGAGAAAGCCGACGAAGUGGAAAUGGGGCGCCUGCUCCGACGACAUCAGAUACGGCGAGAAGUUCUCCAAAGAGUUCCUGGACGUGCGGGAGGAUCAGAACACCGCCCUGGGCCUGAUGAAUCUGCACAACAACGAAGCAGGACGGAGGGCGGUGCGGUCGCGCAUGCAGAGAACCUGCAAGUGCCACGGCGUUUCCGGCUCCUGCAGCAUGCAGAUCUGCUGGCGACGGCUGCCCACGUUGAGAAAAGUGGCCGAAGGCCUCUACAAAAGAUACGAAGGCGCUUCGCAUGUGAAGUACGUGGAGAGGCGCCGCAAGAAGCUGAAAGUGAUCAGCCCGGACUUCAAGAAGCCCAACCGAACCGACCUGGUCUAUCUAGAAGACUCGCCGGACUAUUGCGAGAAGAACGAAACCUUGAACAUUCUGGGGACCCGCGGGCGCGUCUGCAACCUGACUAGUCAGGGCAUCGACGGCUGUCCUUUGCUGUGCUGCGGAAGAGGCUACCAAACCAGAGUCAAGGAUGUAGAGGAAAAGUGCCAAUGCGCGUUCGUCUGGUGCUGCAACGUCGUCUGCAACACCUGCCGAUCGCGGAAAGAAGAACACGUCUGCAACUAGUUCUUCCAUGAAGAUGUCGAGUUCUUCUCACACAAGAGUCUUGAUCUACAGCUUUAUUUAUUCUUUAUCGUUUAGCUCAGAAGCUAUUUUUUAACGUGAUACUAUGCCCUAUCUGGAUUGGUCGACAUAUCCCUUCUAUGUGAAUGUAGUUGUUAGCUUUUUCACGUAGUUUUACUGUUCAAAAGGCUUUGGGCGCAGAACUGGCACCGAUUGGAACUUUACGUCCUCCUUAGCACCACCCUCGUCAGGGCUUUAUACUAUUUAGACUCAAAUCGUUACCAUUCUGUGCCACUUUCAAAGAUCUGAGCGCUCCGCGGUACUUAACUAGCGAGUAUUUUUACGUAAUAUACUGAAUGUGUCCCCUUAGAUUUGUAUAUAGUAACGUGUAUUCUAGAACGUAAAGAAUGUUUCCUAGUUGGUCGCAUGAAGGCGUCCCCAACCAAACCACCAAGACCUCACACGGGCAUUCGACAGAGUCCCCGGCUUCGUACGACCAACAUCAGCGCAUAACUUUGUACUUAACGAAUUUACAUAGACUACUGUAAAUAGAAUUUUAAUAUAUUUGCCUAGCGUGUAAGUCUUCUAGCUUAGCUAGCGCGUAGCGAUUAUAGAUAUUGUAAAUAGUCAUGUUAGGGUAGUUGGGGGGUGAUUUUUCGCACGCGAAUCAAAUUGGCUCCGGCUGAAAGCUGUGCCAUAAAAACCUGAGGACGAAGCAGCCCAAAUAAAAAAACGUCUUGAAAUCACCGCGUCGGAAAACAGAAACUUGUAGACUUUUAUGUAACCUGAUGAUAUUAUAAUAGAAGUACCUCGUAAAUUGACUUAACAGUAAUUUGUAUUUAUUAAUUUAAAUGUUGAUUGCAUGGAUAUGUGCAGUAUUAUUAAAAUCUUUGUGUAGAA